AUGAUUGGUUCACGUCAAACACGCGGUGAUGCCGAAGGGGCUACCGGUCGCAAAUGGACCGGCGGUGCUCGGGGAGAAGGCCAUGCGAUCAUACUACGUUCCGGACCGGGUGCGGGCGGAGCAGCUGUAAGCGCCACUAAACCGGUUGCCGGUGUUGGUCCCGGUCGNCCCGGUCGUGCUCCCGGAUCAGAUCCCACAUCGGUGCUGCAGGGUAUUGGCCCGAUUUUCGGACCAGAGACCGAAUUCAUUGAGGAUCGGUUUCACGAGUUGGGCAACCAACUUGGUCGAUUUGUUGGUAUGGAAGAACGGUUGAGUAAAAUGGUUCAGGGAGCAAAUCGUUUGGUUCAAAUGGUCAAACAGAUUACUCAACAGCAGAAACAGAUCCUAAACAGUCUCACCCAAAAAGACGGUCGACGAUUGGUGGGCAGAGGUACUCGGGGUGCACAUAAAAGUCUGCUUCAUGAGGCGGUCAUGAAUGCCGUGAUGGGCCUCGGCUCGCACUGCACGGAAAUCGAGGAGAAGAUUGAGGAGAAAAUCCGCAUUGAGGAACAGUGCGUAAAAGCGGUACUCACUCGCACGAACGCGGAAGAAACUGAACCGGAUAUUGUAUUGGAACCAAAACCGGGACCGCCAAGUCGCAGUCUUCGAGGGAUGCCGACAAACGGUCGCAUUCUGGAACGCUUGAUUAUCAGUCAUCGAUUGUGGCGAAUUGUACCAUUCAAUUUCGAAAUCUAUCCGGGGAUACGAAUGAAUGUUCCACCGGGAAAAUUGAAUUGGAAGACGACUUACAAUGAAUAUCGUACAUUCAAAAUCACCGAAGAUCGCCUGGCCAUUCCGUAUGUGGGCAUGGACGAUGAGAAUAUCAACCCACCCCAAUUGAGCUUCAACAGUUACGAUCAAACAAGUGGAGUGACACGGAUGACCUUGCGUGGACGAGUUCGAGUGUUUCAAACGACGGACAUCAAACCAGACAUGUCCGAACAGACACGGACAUUGAUUGGGUACCCGUUGAAUCCUACCGGUCGUUCCGGUCUGCACGGCCGCGGUCUGUUACCACACUGGGGACCGAAUCAUGCUGUACACAUUGCCCUGACACGUUUGCACCCGGACGGUCUGGUCCGAGCCGGUCUACCGGUGAUCCAGGUCGCAGUACUGUAUCGAAAUCAGAAUUAUUGUUUACCAUGGUACUUGUUGGAUCAUCGUGCUGAUUGUGAAUUUCACGAGUGUACACCGAAUGUGGUCCGAGCAUUCAUCACCCGUCGUCUGUAUCACGUGAUCGAAGACAAGACGGAGGCGAAAAAUGCUUUGGGUGCCCUGAAAUCGGCAGACAUGUCACUGGUAUACACUGGAUUCUUGCAAGAUCAUCUAAAUGCUGACCAUGCGUGGAUUGAAACAAUAUUUAUGAACAUUCAACAAAAUCCGGAACUCGUGCUCCCGGCUCAAUUCCUCCAGGUAUUUCUUGAAAAUGACCACACGGAACAAGUGGUAUGGAUUGAUGUGUGUCGACAAUUGGGAAUGCGAGUAAGCCAUGACGAAUUACUCUAUCGGUUGGCCAUUCAUCGCAAAGUAUUCUACGAUGAGAGUAUCAGCGCCGAGGAUUAUCAGUGA
Molecule: messenger RNA, 1608 nt
Organism: Echinostoma caproni
Lineage: Eukaryota; Metazoa; Platyhelminthes; Trematoda; Plagiorchiida; Echinostomatidae
Source: the annotation of a GenBank genome assembly